UCGGUGCUGGGAGAUCAGUCUCGGUGGACACGAGAUUCAAGCCACGUGUGUUACUGUUGCCCGGGACUUUCAGGCAAAAGAAAAACAGAAGCCAAUCAACGAUUUAGAAUAAAGUUUUCUCCAAACGUAGCUACGUAUUCAAACGUGUUUCAAACGGCAGUGAGUGGUUCCCGGUGUGAAUUAAGGCGUGUGUAGUGCGUGUGGCAUACAUUUAGGCGUCAUGUCGUUCUCAAGCGUUGCCGUGUUGGCGUUGCUGUGUGGCGUUGGGCUUUGCUUUGCCUAUCCGUAUCCCUAUCCGCAGAAUGCGUUCAUGUACUACCGCAAUGCACUUCCGGUGAUGGCAUACCCUCAGCUGCAGCAAACCGCCAUGUAUCAGCACGCAAUGUACCAGAACCAGCGGCUACGGCAGAACUAUCAACGUCGUUCGGCAACGAGCGGGGUGGCCGCAUUUGCCGCCGGAGACAACAUCGCCACCGGUACGAUUCUCAAGGCUGACUGCCGACCCGCAGAUCCUGCUGUGGAGGGUUACCCUUCGGUGCAGUCGUUUGCCGAUGCGUACCCAGCGGACGCGUUGCCCGAGAAUGAGAUCCCGCUCAGCGACGAUGGUGAACAGUUGGAGCAGGAUGGAAAUGCCGGGGGCGAGCUAGACUUUGCACUAGACAACGAGGAGCCCCUGGAGGAUGUGCCGGCUGUUGCUGCUGCGCCGCUAGUGCCGACGACAACCGACAAGCGCAAGAAGAAGGUUACCGUCCAGCUCGAUUCUGCCUCGACUGAAGACGAUCAGGAGGAUGAAGAGCAGGUAAGCUUCGGAACGCGUCGUGGUGGUUCGGCCGGUCGUCCCGCCGGAGGGUCUGCUGGACCCAUGUUCCCCGUUACGUUUGGCAGCACCAAUGGCGGUGCGAUCGCUAUUGCUAACAGCUACAGCACGGGAAAGGGUGGAUCGGCUACCAGCCAUGCCACCGCUUAUGGCAGUCCAGCCUCGGUUCCGGAGGAACGUCGGCGGGCUGUUGUGCUGCAGCAACAGAAGCAGCACCAGCAGCAACAGCAACAGCAGCGCAGCAUUCGUCCGGCUAAGCUGCGAACGAAGCACUAAGGGUGCGCAUACUGUCGAACCAGCAAGGUGGUGCUGUCGGUGUGUUGGUUUAAUUUAUUCCUAGCAGUUCAACGUUUGUGCGAUAAGCGAUAAACCGAACGCAUGUGCAUGUGACUGGCCUAAUAAAUGUUUACUUUAUCUAACGAA
This is a messenger RNA of Anopheles merus, 1240 nucleotides long. RefSeq lists its product as uncharacterized. The record is from RefSeq and is a predicted model, not a curated record. Bases 221 to 1093 code for a protein of 290 amino acids. The transcript is spliced from 3 exons. Lineage: Eukaryota; Metazoa; Arthropoda; Insecta; Diptera; Culicidae.